This is a messenger RNA of Gaeumannomyces tritici R3-111a-1, 2523 nucleotides long. RefSeq names its product phenylalanyl-tRNA synthetase. Gene Ontology annotation, molecular function: RNA binding; magnesium ion binding; ATP binding. Lineage: Eukaryota; Fungi; Ascomycota; Sordariomycetes; Magnaporthales; Magnaporthaceae. Gene Ontology annotation, biological process: phenylalanyl-tRNA aminoacylation. Bases 586 to 2325 code for a protein of 579 amino acids. Gene Ontology annotation, cellular component: phenylalanine-tRNA ligase complex; cytoplasm. The record is from RefSeq and is a predicted model, not a curated record. The transcript has 4 exons.
GGAACAAUUUUUGUUGGCGAUAGCACCUUUGGUAAGAGAUUUACGGAGGCCUAACAAAGGAGACACCGCAUCCGGCCCGUGACCCGGUGACCACCCGCCUCUGCACCGAUUGACCCCUGACAGAUUUUUGAUGGUGUCUGCAGACUUUUGCUGCAUGACUGUAUAUCCCCUUUGGGCUGAAAGAGGCCAUAAGACAUGUUGCUGGACAGCAAGGCUGGCACGCUUGAUCCUUUUCCCCUUGCCUUAACUCUCUUCUCUGUUCGCUUUUCCCUUGGUUUCUCCAGGCACGUCGCAGGCAGCCCUACGAUGACCCUGAGCAUUUCAAGAAUGACUGCUCAUGUCUAAGUGCCAGAGUAAGGGCAUCAAGGUGACGUGCAUAGAGUGGACCCACCUGAUUGGUCGUGGUUGGGCGCGGCGCAACACUGCCCCGCGCCAAAUUGACUCUGUCCAGCCUUCGGCCCAGGGACCAGAGAAGAGUCACCGCGAGCCAGAAUCGAGGGCAGCUUUUUCUUGCGAGCUGCUGUGCAUGCUAUUCCCAUUGCCGCGUCUUGACCACUCGGAAUACCCUCACAAAACACCGCCAGCAUGCCUACCAUCGGAGUAAAUAAGGCCGAGUUCUACCAGGAGCUCGGGCAGAGCUUCACCGCGGACGAGUUCCAGCGCCUGUGCUUCGAGUUCGGCCUCGAGCUCGACGAGGACACCGAGGAUGACCCCGCCCGCCCCAAGGACGAGCUGCCCCAGCUCAAGAUCGAGACCCCCGCCAACCGCGCCGAUCUCCUCUGCUUUGAGGGCCUGGCCACGAGCCUGAACGUCUUCCGCGGCAAGGAGCCCGCCCCCAACUUCAGGGUGCUCGAAACCCCGCGCGACAAGAUGCACACCAUCACGGUCAAGCCGGAGACCGCCGAGGUCCGCCCCUACAUCGCCGCCGCCGUGCUGCGCAACGUCAAGUUCACCCAGGCUUCCUAUGACUCCUUCAUGGGCCUGCAGGAGAAGCUGCACGCGAACCUGGCCCGCCAGAGGACCCUCGUCGCCAUCGGCACCCACGACCUCGACACCGUCAAGGGACCCUUCACCUACGAGGCCCGCGCCCCCGCAGACAUCAAGUUCAAGCCGCUAAACCAGACAAAUGAGAUGGACGGCAACGAGCUCAUGGCUACGCUAGAAAAGGACAGGCAUCUGGGCAAAUACCUCCCCAUCAUCCGCGACCACCCCCGAUACCCCGUCAUCUACGACUCAAACGAGGUCGUCUGCUCGCUGCCGCCCAUAAUCAACGGCGAGCACUCAAAGAUCAAGCUCCAGACCACGAACGUGCUCAUCGAGGCCACUGCCACCGACAAGACCAAGCUCGAUGUGGUCAUCGACACCAUGGUCACCAUGUUCUCCAAGUACUGCGCCGACAAGUUCACCGUUGAGCCUGUCCUGAUCAGGCGUGCCGACGGCGGCGAGCACGUCACUCCCGAUCUUACCCCGAGGAGGAUAGAGGUGGAGGUUGACUACAUCAACCAGUGCUGUGGCCUGUCCGAGUCGCCCGACGCAAUCUGCGCGCUUCUGGAGAAGAUGGCCUUCAAGGCCAAGCCCCUGAACGAGAAGACCAUCGAGGUUUCGAUCCCGCCCACGCGCUCAGAUGUCCUACACCCCUGCGAUGUGAUGGAGGAUGUCGCUGUCGCAUACGGCUUCAACAACCUGCCGCGCCGCCUGCCGACCCAGUCAGCGACUGUGGGCAAGGGCCUGCCCAUCAACAAGCUCAGCGACAUUGUCCGUGCCGAGUGCGCCAUGGCGGGGUGGAAGGAGGUGAUGCCGCUCGUGCUCUGCUCGCACGACGAAAACUUUACCUGGCUGAACCGGCCCGACAACGGCUCCACAGCCGUCAGGAUAGCGAACCCCAAGUCGGCAGAGUACCAAGUCGUGCGCACCUCGCUCCUGCCGGGCCUGCUAAAGACGAUCCGCGAGAACAAGAAGGUCAGGCUGCCGCUCCAGAUCAUGGAGACCUCCGACGUCGUCUUCCAGGACCUCUCGCUCGAGCGCAAGGCCCGCAACGAGCGCCACUGGGCCGCCGCCUACUGCGGCACCACCACCGGCUUCGAGGUGGUCCACGGCUUGCUCGACAGGAUCAUGGCCAUGCUCCGCGUCACCGAUUACUCCAUCGAGGAGCUGGUCGGCGACGCCGCCUUCUUCGCCGGCCGCGCCGCCGCCGUCUUCCUCGGCUCGGGCGACAAGAGGCGCCGCAUCGGCGAGCUCGGCGUUCUCCACCCCACAGUCCUCGAGAAGUUUGAUUUGAGAUACCCUGUAAGCACACUAGAAAUCAACCUCGAAGUUCUGCUGUGAUCUUAUUGGCGCGAGAUUUUUUUCUCGUCAUCGGGACGUAUGUUCGAAGUCUUCAGGUAGCACAGAUCAGUUCAAGGAAAAUUAGACAUUCGUCGUGUUUUUUUUAUGACGCCCCGACCCACCUAUCUAGGUCUAUCAACAAAGUCCAGUAUUCCAUGCCAGACCAACCCGCUAAACGAAAGUACAGUAUACAAGGCG